AUGAAGUGCUCAUGGACAUUUGAGGAGCAAACUGAUCUCACUGUGGACUCCCUGCUCUCAGAUUUUCGGGGCUUGACCGUAUGGGCUUCCAACUGCGGUUCAAAUUCCGGGAUGUCACAGAUUCAGGUAGCGGCUGUACUCCGGGACACAGUCCAGUCAUCAAAUAAGGCUUGGUACACUCAGGAUGCCAGCCUGGCCUACCGGAAGGCCUUUCUGGCCGUGUUGGUGAAAAUGCCGGAGGUCAUGGUCUGCACAAGGUCUGACAUGGCCACCCAAGUGGCCGCCCCCAUAAAAGACACAAUUAACCGGAAUAGUGUUCUGAGGGAGUACAUCCAGGGACAGGGGAGCUGCUUCUUUGCUUUGGAGUGA
This is a messenger RNA of Ornithorhynchus anatinus (platypus), 369 nucleotides long. RefSeq names its product BCL2 like 15 (gene BCL2L15). The transcript has 3 exons. NCBI's taxonomy places the organism in Eukaryota, Metazoa, Chordata, Mammalia, Monotremata, Ornithorhynchidae. Gene Ontology annotation, cellular component: cytosol; nucleus. The coding region runs from base 1 to 369 and encodes 122 amino acids. The record is from RefSeq and is a predicted model, not a curated record.